Molecule: messenger RNA, 1975 nt
Organism: Trichoderma atroviride IMI 206040
Lineage: Eukaryota; Fungi; Ascomycota; Sordariomycetes; Hypocreales; Hypocreaceae
Source: RefSeq, a predicted model, not a curated record
AUGUCGGACAAGCUCACUCGUAUCGCCAUUGUCAACACUGACAAAGUUCUCGGUCUUGUCGGAACCAACGGUAUUGGUAAAAGUACCGCGCUGAAGAUUCUCAGCGGAAAGCUUAAGCCCAACUUGGGUCGCCACGACAACCCUCCUGACUGGGAGGAUGUGAUUAAGCACUUCCGAGGCUCUGAGCUGCAGAACUACUUCACCAAGCUCCUUGAGGACGAUCUCAAGGCUGUCGUCAAGCCCCAGUAUGUCGAUCAAAUCCCCAAGGCUGUUCGUGGCCCGGAGAAGAGCGUUCGUCAUCUUCUCGGGAGCCGCGCCACCCUUGGAAACACUGAGGAAGUGACCAGGAUUCUGGAGCUGAACCACAUCAUGGACCGAGACAUCACUCUGCUGUCUGGUGGUGAACUUCAGCGUUUUGCCAUUGGCACGGUUUGCGUCCAGAAGGCCGACGUCUACAUGUUUGACGAGCCAUCCUCUUAUCUCGAUGUCAAGCAGCGUCUGAGUGCGGCCAAGAUGAUUCGUUCACUCGUCCGCGACGAUGACUAUGUCAUCGUCGUCGAGCACGAUUUGUCUACUCUCGACUAUCUCUCCGAUUAUGUCUGCGUUCUCUACGGAAAGCCGGCCAUCUAUGGUGUCGUCACUAUGCCUUACUCCGUCCGUGAAGGUAUCAAUAUCUUUUUGGAUGGCCACAUUCCUACUGAAAACUUGCGAUUCCGUGAGGAGUCUCUUACUUUCCGUCUUGCCGAGGCUACCGAUGACUUCGCCAUCGACAGAUCGCGUGCCUUUGCCUACCCCAAGAUUGAGAAGACUCUUGGCAACUUCAGACUUCGUGUCGAUGCCGGAGAAUUCACCGACUCUGAGAUUAUCGUCAUGAUGGGAGAGAACGGAACUGGCAAGACCACCUUCUGCCGUCUUCUCGCUGGUGCCAUCAAGCCAGACAGCAAGAGCUCUGUCCCAGACAUGAGAAUCAGCAUGAAGCCCCAGACCAUUACUCCCAAGUUUGAGGGCACUGUUCGCCAGCUGUUCUUCAAGAAGAUCAAGCAGGCCUUCCUGUCUCCUCAGUUCCAGACUGACGUCGUCAAGCCCCUGAAGCUCGAUGACUUUAUUGACCAGGAAGUCAAGAACCUGUCUGGUGGUGAAUUGCAGCGUGUUGCCAUUAUUCUUGCUCUUGGUAUGCCUGCGGAUAUUUACCUCCUUGACGAGCCCUCUGCCUACCUCGACUCUGAGCAGCGUAUCAUUGCUUCCCGAGUCAUUAAGCGUUUCAUCAUGCACUCCAAGAAGACGGCUUUCGUCGUUGAGCACGAUUUCACCAUGGCCACAUAUCUUGCCGAUCGCGUCAUUGUCUUUGACGGCCAGCCCGGUAUUGAUGCCCACGCUAACACGCCCGAGUCGCUCCUCACCGGCUGCAACACUUUCUUGAGGAACCUGGAUGUCACAUUCCGUCGUGACCCAACCAACUACCGUCCCCGUAUCAACAAGUACGGCUCACAGCUGGACCAGGAACAGAAGUUGGGCGGCAACUACUUCUUCUUGGAGGAGAAGCCCGAGGAAAGUGCUUGAAAAGGGCAACCAUGAUGAGAACUACAGACCCGACUACCAUGAUGCAUCUCCAGACGUUUGUAGUAUCCAUGUUUCUACUUCGUUCGUAAAUGGCGGAGGUGGGCGUGAUCAUGAAUCUGGGCUACGAACAGACGGCGUCAGCGAGGAUGACGACCCAGAUGAAUAACAAUGGCGACGGCAGUCUACCCCCUGUUGUCUGGUCCUGCGGAAAUGUAGUAAAAUUGAAAGCAGUGUUUUUGUGGUAACAUUUUACCACAUCAAUGCUGCUGACCCGGAGCGCAUCCGCAGAUAGAGGGACAAUGGAUCAAGCGUGGUGACUGCCGUCAGUUUCCUACCUCGCGGGAAACUUUUUUUUAUUUAAACAGUUAUAUGCCGAUAGUUACAGAAUAAAAGAAAUUGAUUUGGAUCGUUGAUG